UAGUUGGCGUUUUAGACUCUUCUUCGGGUCUUUUGGGUUCAGCCUUGCUCAGCACUUCACAGUGUGGGCAGAGAGACUCGGAAUUUCUGGCCGAACCGUCCCCGUCAGCCUGGUCCUCUUUGAGGGAGAGGGACGUGGGAUGGGGUGCGGGGAGAAUCCCAGAGGAGCGGAGAAACACUGCGUCUGCGAAGUAGUAAUUGUCGUUACUAUGCCGAGUUCCAAGAGAGUUUCUUAAAAUUGUUAAAUCCACUUUGUUCUUUAAAAUGUACUUUGGGGAAUCUGUCCGGGGCGAUACCGUUUUACCCCAGUCUCCGGAGUAGAUCUGAGAGCCGAAGCGGCCAAGUGCCGUUCUAUUCAGUUGAAUGGUACAGCCUAGGUUAUCAUAAAAAUUUUCGGUGUGGAUAAAGAAAGGAUGAUAAUCCUUUGAAAUCUGAGUCAGAAUCCCUUCCCUUCCCCGAUUGAAUCUUGUUUUCUUGCAAUUUCAUUCAUCUUUAUGUACUUCUUUUUAAAGAAAACGUACAAGAUCUUGAUUUCUUUUGUGUGCGUACUUUGUGACAGGCGAGGCUGCUUUUUGGGACAUCUUACAACAUAUUCUGUACAAUCACUAAUACGGUGUUUUUAAGCUUAAAGUAAUGUGGGAUUUCUUUUUGUUGUUGUUUAUACCUAUAUUUUUAAUUCGUGGUAAACGACCAUUUGUAGCUUUUAAGCUCCAGUGCAAGUAAAAUAUUUUCCACUAUUUGGAAAGUUUUGCAUAUAUUAACCCAUCUUUCAUUUUCAGUUAAGGAUUUUCAUGUUUUCCCAUUACUUCAGAUUUCUUUAAGCUGGUUACUUUCUGAGGAUUACUAUAUUUUAAUUGUUAGUAAUUUGAGUAAUUUAUCACUGCUUUAACAUUUAAAGACUCUGACCAUGGUGAUAACGCCAGAUAUCUUAGCCUUUUAACUGAGAUGGUGUAGUAGACGUAAGAGUUCAUGUAUUUGGUUAAGAUUCAGAAAUUUAGUUAAGGUUUAGGAAAAAAAAAAGGUUGAAGUUGUAUUACAAAGAUUGUCAUACGGAGAGAAUACAAUUAUGUGUGAGAAUUACGUGGUUUUUUUUUCAUUUACAAAGCAUGAAAAGCUUGAUCCUAUCUAAAUAUAACAAUGUUUGUUACAUUUAUGAAGAAAAUUUUUUCAUGAUUCGUGAUUUUUAUCAUUUUAACUCCGUGUAUACUAGGUGCUUCUGUGUGCCACCAAACAAGCUAAUUUUUUUUUCGCUAUUUUAGUUGAUAGGCUCACCCCAAAAUAUGCUUUUUGGAACUGAUAUAGAUCCUGCAUAUUCUGCGUGAAAUCUCUAAUUGAGUGCAUUUGAGCUAGAUGUUGGAGCCAAAAUGCUAUUGCCCUGUCUUCAUCAACAUUUAAUCAACUGUUGCAGAGAUAGGAACAUGGGGGAGAAACAAUCUGGAUAACAUGAAAGUAAUGCUGGUGGCCAAGGGAAGGCAACUUGAUUCUGUGGGAAGGGCUGUAGCUGAUCCAUCUGUUGUCUAGAUUUGAGUAUGAGCACAGUUGAAGAGGAUUCUGACACAGUAACAGUAGAAACUGUGAACUCUGUGACUUUGACUCAGGACACAGAAGGGAACCUCAUUCUUCAUUGCCCUCAGAAUGAAGUAGAUGAAAUAGACUCAGAAGAUAGUACUGAACCUCCACAUAAAAGGCUUUGUCUGUCCUCUGAGGAUGAUCAGAGUAUUGAUGAUUCUACUCCUUGCAUAUCAGUUGUUGCACUUCCACUUUCAGAAAAUGAUCAGAGCUUUGAGGUGACCAUGACCGCGACCACAGAGGUGGCAGAUGAUGAGAUUACUGAGGGCACUGUGACACAGAUCCAGAUUUUGCAGAAUGAACUAGGUGAAAUGUCUCCCUUGGGUAAUGAGGAAGUUUCAGCAGUUAGCCAAGCAUGGUUUACAACUAAAGAAGAUAAGGAUUCUCUGACCAACAAAGGACAUAAAUGGAAGCAGGGGAUGUGGUCCAAAGAGGAAAUCGAUAUUUUGAUGAACAAUAUUGAACGCUAUCUAAAGGCACGCGGAAUUAAAGAUGCUACAGAAAUCAUCUUUGAGAUGUCAAAAGACGAAAGAAAAGAUUUCUACAGGACUAUAGCAUGGGGUCUGAACCGGCCUUUGUUUGCAGUUUAUAGAAGAGUGCUUCGCAUGUAUGAUGACAGAAACCAUGUGGGAAAAUAUACCCCUGAAGAAAUUGAGAAGCUCAAGGAGCUCCGGAUAAAGCAUGGCAAUGACUGGGCAACAAUAGGGGCGGCGCUAGGAAGAAGUGCAUCUUCCGUCAAAGAUCGGUGCCGACUGAUGAAGGAUACUUGCAACACAGGGAAAUGGACAGAAGAAGAAGAAAAGAGACUUGCAGAAGUGGUUCAUGAAUUGACAAGCACUGAGCCAGGUGACAUAGUCACACAGGGUGUGUCUUGGGCAGCUGUGGCUGAACGAGUGGGUACCCGCUCAGAAAAGCAGUGUCGUUCUAAGUGGCUCAACUACCUGAACUGGAAACAGAGUGGGGGGACUGAGUGGACCAAGGAAGAUGAAAUCAAUCUCAUUCUCAGGAUAGCAGAGCUUGAUGUAGCUGAUGAAAAUGACAUUAACUGGGAUCUGUUAGCUGAGGGAUGGAGCAGUGUCCGUUCACCACAAUGGCUUCGCAGUAAAUGGUGGACUAUCAAAAGGCAAAUUGCAAACCAUAAGGAUGUUUCAUUUUCUGUCUUAAUAAAAGGUCUUAAACAGUUACAUGAAAACCAAAAAAACAACCCAACGUUUUUGGAGAAUAAAUCAGGAUCUGGAGUUCCAAACAGUAAUUCCAAUUCCGGGGUACAACAUGUUCAGAUAAGAGUUGCCCGCUUGGAAGAUAAUACAGCCAUCUCUCCUAACCCCAUGACAGCAUUGCAGAUUCCAGUCCAGAUCACCCAUGUCUCUUCAACAGACUCCCCUGCUGCUACUGUUGACUCGGAAACAAUAACACUAAACAGUGGAACACUACAGACAUUUGAGAUUCUUCCAUCUUUCCAUUUACAGCCCACUGGCACUCCAGGCACCUAUCUACUUCAAACAAGCUCAAGCCAAGGCCUUCCCCUAACUCUGACUGCUAGUCCCACAGUAACCCUGACAGCUGCUGCUCCUGCUUCUCCUGAACAGAUCAUUGUUCAUGCUUUAUCCCCGGAACACUUACUGAACACAAGUGACAAUGUCACAGUGCAGUGUCACACACCAAGAGUCAUCAUUCAGACUGUUGCCACAGAGGACAUCACUUCUUCCAUAUCCCAAGCAGAACUGACAGUAGAUAGUGAUAUUCAAUCAUCUGAUUUUCCUGAGCCUCCAGAUGCCCUAGAAGCAGAUACUUUCCCAGAUGAAAUUCAUCACCCUAAGAUGACUGUAGAACCAUCAUUUAAUGAUGCUCACGUAUCCAAAUUCAGUGACCAAAAUAGCACAGAACUGAUAAAUAAUGUUAUGGUCAGAACAGAAGAAAUCUCUGACACCGACCUUAAACAAGAGGAGGAAUCGCCCUCUGAUUUAGCCAGUGCUUACGUUACUGAGGAUUUAGAAUCUCCUACUAUAGAAGAACAAGUUGAUGAAACAAUUGAUGAUGAAACAAUACUUAUUGUUCCUUCACCACAUGGCUUUAUUCAGGCAUCUGAUGUUAUAGAUACUGAAUCUGUCUUGCCUUUGACAACACUAACAGAUCCCAUACUCCAACAUCAUCAGGAAGAAUCAAAUAUCAUUGGAUCAUCUUUGGGCAGUCCUGUUUCAGAAGACUCAAAGGAUGUUGAGGAUUUGGUAAAUUGUCAUUAGGUAAUUCUUAGAACAGGCAGUUCAAGCAAAGAAGCCACACUGUUAAUCACAACAUCUUUAAGGAAGUAGAAACAACUUACCUUCGGGAGGUUUAAUUUACCAUUUGAAAUAGUUAAAAGUGCUUAAGCCACACACAUUGUUGCUGCUAUGACUUUUUAUCUCCUUUAAACAUGUCAUCUGAGGUCCAGUUCUGACAGUGUGUAGUUGAGUGGACUAUGGGAGUUUGAAUUGAACUGUGUAGAUCCUUAUGCUAAGUGUUUUUUGUUAGUAAGCAAUUUCAUUCAUUCACUUCGGCUGCUGAGAAAAGUUUGAAGUCACUGAAGUUUUAAUUGCUCUAGUUUCAAAACAGUACUAUUCAUCUCUAAGUGUCAGACUCAAGUAGGCCGGGUAGUAAUUUUAAAGAAGUCACAUCAACAGGUCUAUCGAUGACCUUCAAAAUUAAAUACCAUUACUUUGAGAUUAAAACAGAGAUGUAGGAUGUUGUGGUUACUUCUGAUAACCCAUUGUUGGCAGUAGAAGCUGAUUUAGGCAGGGUAAAGAGGAAAGCAUUAAAAGUUAACAUUCACUACAGGUUUUUUACUACUUUAAAGGGAAUAUGGAUAAGUAUAGUAACAAAACCCACCAGAAGCUAAGCAAUUUUCACCCCAUCAGAAACCACUGUCAAUAGUUUACAAAGUUAGCACUUUGAAGUAAAAUUAAACUAAAUGGACAAGGAGAAUGUUGCCUAUCCUUGAUACCAUGAGCAUUUAUUACAUGUUUAGCAAUAUAUAAUUACCAGAAAAAGUUGGGGUAUUAAGAAUUUGCCUUUCAUUUAGUGCAUUAACUGGCAGGGUACAAUAUACUUCCUCUCCAGGCAAUUUCAAAAAACAAAACAAAAAUUCCUUCUGUAACAAAAGGAAACAAAUCAACAGUCAUUCCUAUCCUAGAAGAGGGUAAGCCAAAACUAGCCAUUAGAGCUUUUAUGAACAUGACCCCUAUAGAAAAGCCACAAAAAAAAAACUUGUAUAAAUUAUUUUAUUUAUUAUUGUAAUUAGAUCUUCACAAUCAAAGUUGUCUUUUCACCAUCUGUGUUUUGUUAAUGUGAAAUUUAGUUGUAGUUAUAAACAAAAGUUGGUUGCCUAGGGAACAAUUGUAUAUUCAAUUUAACAGAAAUAAAAGAAUAUUUGUCUUAAA
Molecule: messenger RNA, 4984 nt
Organism: Otolemur garnettii (small-eared galago)
Lineage: Eukaryota; Metazoa; Chordata; Mammalia; Primates; Galagidae
Gene: DMTF1
Product: cyclin D binding myb like transcription factor 1
Exons: 18
Coding region: 1529-3811 (760 amino acids)
Biological process (GO): regulation of transcription by RNA polymerase II
Cellular component (GO): nucleus
Molecular function (GO): RNA polymerase II cis-regulatory region sequence-specific DNA binding; DNA-binding transcription factor activity, RNA polymerase II-specific
Source: RefSeq, a predicted model, not a curated record